AUGGAUAUUCAUGUUCUUCAAAGCCAGCCCGCCCAGAAGGUCGCGUUUAAAGACUCUUCCACGGUUCGUGUGGGUAAUAAACUUGUUCGCAAUAAGCCACCCACCCAGCCCUCUGCUAUGCGACCCAAGCAUUUGGUCCGCGGAGGGUUCCAGCCGCGCCUUCCGACUUCGCUGCCGCCCCCAGGGCAGCAGCAGCAGCCGUCGCCGCUACCACGCCGACAGCCCGUCCCGUUGAUGCCUCCCGUGCAGCUUCAUCCGGGAGCGCCCCAGGUGGUCGCUCCGGCGCCUGCGGUCCCUCUUCAGUCGCCACCGCCUUCGGAGCUGAUGGACGUCGACCCCUCAGCCGGGCCGCCUUCCCAAGCGGUGGCUGUGCAGCCUGUCCUGCAGCCGCUUUCCUUGGGCACCCCCAAGGAGUCUGACACCGCAGCGCCUUGUCCGGCGCCCACUCAGCAGCCGUCGACGCAGCGUCAGGAGACGCUGCCUCUCUUCGUGGGUCCCGACGCCCCGUCGCGUCCAGUACCAGAAGCUGCGCCCGUGACAGGAGGAGGACGGGCGGCAGUGAGCGAUGCGGGCAGCCCGACCAGACAGGCGCGGCCCGGCUCGCGGCCGUACGAGCCGGCCGGGGCUCGGGAAUUCUGUUUGCUGAAUGGCCUGCUGGCGGCUGGCGGCGGGCUGCAGGCUCGUCCAUUACUGGCGGGCCUGCUGGCGCCAGUGCUGGCGCCAGCGCCGUGGCCGCCCUCGUCCAUUAGCCGUGGCGCGCUUUGUGCCUCCCGCUGCGCCCUGCGCUGGCAUCGAUUGCCGCGCAAUCCGCCGCCGCUGCUUCUGCUGCUUGCUGACUCCCACACGCCGGCACUUGCGGUAUCGCCAAUUACUUCCCACAGACGUAUAAUCUAA
Molecule: messenger RNA, 894 nt
Organism: Schistocerca americana (American grasshopper)
Lineage: Eukaryota; Metazoa; Arthropoda; Insecta; Orthoptera; Acrididae
Product: proline-rich protein 36-like
Exons: 3
Coding region: 1-894 (297 amino acids)
Source: RefSeq, a predicted model, not a curated record